Molecule: messenger RNA, 4332 nt
Organism: Rosa rugosa (rugosa rose)
Lineage: Eukaryota; Viridiplantae; Streptophyta; Magnoliopsida; Rosales; Rosaceae
Exons: 10
Coding region: 912-4058 (1048 amino acids)
Molecular function (GO): microtubule binding
Source: RefSeq, a predicted model, not a curated record
UCCACCAGCACCGCCAGCGAAAACCCCAACAACGACGCCUAUUUCUUCUGCUCGCCUCUCCAACCCCCCAGAUCCAGACCCAAAGAGGUUGUGAAAGUGAAUGGGGAUACCCAAAAACCUUCAUGUAGGGAUAGUAUGACUAAAGAGAACUCUAACUUGAACAAAAUUGAAGAAAAGAAAUUCAGCCUCCACCCGCAGCAAAUGAAGAGGAAAAAGAAGGGAGGAUACAAUUUGCGUAAAAGCCUUGCUUGGGAUCGAGCUUUCUUUGAGGAAGAAGGUGUAUUGAACUCCGAAGAAUUAUCCAUGAUUACUGGCAGUGUAAACUCUAGUGGGUCGUUGUCAGUCAUCCAUGAAGAGACUAGUUGUGGUACUGAUUCAGCGUAUCUUCAGGGGCUUGAAGAGAACUUAUUCAAGGAGAUUCCGGGAAGUACACCAAAGAAAGAUGGGAUUACUGGUGGCAGACCAUUGCCAAAGCAUGCUUCACCAGCUAGAGAUAAUGCAGUACCAGGUUCUGCGGGCAGACGGAAGGUGCUGUCAGCUCGUGAUAGCAAUAGAAGUGGCUCAAAACGCAGUGGUUGCCCUCGCCCUAUGGCUUCCUCUUCAUAUCCUUUUGACUAAGUUUCCUUUAUGUAGGAGUUUUGGUAUUUCUUGUAAUUGAUAUGAAUUUGUGGUUCAGUUGUCCUUGACUUAUUUCAACUCUGAAAAGGCCUGCAAAUGUGAAUACUCUCAAGUCAGCAACUAAAGAACCAAAAAUUUCUAAGCUACCUGUUCCAAAACCUGUUCCAUGUGCUCUCUCUAAGACAUCCAAGAACGUGACAGUUGGUGCAAGUGAUCUAAAACGGAGUCAGAUUGCUCAUCCUGUCAAUUUGAACAACACCAAAACUGGUCUAAAUAAUGCAAAAGUUGGUCCUAUGGGAAAAUCCUUGACUGCUAAAAGUUGUACUCGUCCAACCAGAAGAAAUGUGGCCAGUUCAGUGAAGUCUUCACCAACCAAAGCACAAUGUCUGCCAGUUACAGAAGCAAACAAUGGAUCAGAGGUUAUCACAAAACAAGCACUUCCUUCUACCAGUCAUACAUCAUAUGGCCGUGAUGACAUAUCCAGAAAAAUUGCAGUUCCUGAGGAGGUGACCUCAAAACAAGCACUUCCUUCUGCCAGUAAUGCAUCAUACUGCCGUGAUGACAGACUUAGAAAAGUUGCAGUUCCUCUUCCUCACACUGGUGUGAACUUGCCACAUACUCAACUCCAAACAUCAAAACCAUCAGGUUUGCGGAUGCCAUCACCCUCGCUGAGUUUCUUUAAUCAGCAAAAAGCUUCUUCUUUACCUGGCUCCCAUAAGAGCAGUUCACAACCAUGCAAAAUUCCUAAGUUUAGGCAAAUUGGUUCUGUAAAUCCAAGUCAUGAAUUGAGGCCGCCUUCACUUGGGAAAAUGCCAAAUGUGACCAAUGCUGGGACAGUAAUGGGAAAUAUUAAUGUUCAGUGUUCAAGUUCAAGUUCCGUUCUAUCUGAUACUAGCCCUGCGGCAAUGGACAAAGUGGAUUCAGUCUCGCAAAUAAGACAUGUGCAGGCGGAACUGAAGGUAUCAUCUAAGUCAAAAGGUUAUGGUAUGACAGAGGAUCACAGAAAGUUAAAUAGCAUACCUGUUCAUGGCUACCAACAAUCUACCCCACAAGCAGAACCAAAUAUUACUGAAGAGCUUUCUUACAUGGAAGAUGUAGAAUUUCAGAGUGAUGGUAAAUGUCUAAUGGAUCAGGGGUUGUCUCUUGCAUUUCCUCCAAAAAGUACAGAGAUUCAGGGCCACAGUUUCGAGAAGGUUGCAGAUGCUAGUCCAGAAGUCCAAAAUGGUAGUGCAGCUGAAUACAAAAUAGUUGAUGCCUUCUCUUACUCUAGAUGUGAAGAUCAAGCAAAAGAUGAUAUUAGUACAUUGAAGACAAUGAGUAGGAAUCUGCAUGUGGAAGAUGCACAAAUGCUGGCUUCAGAUAGAAAAACAGAUGAAAUCAAUGGUGUCAAGCUGAGCACAUCAGCUCCUGAUAAUUGGCAAUUGGUGAAAGUUGAUAGUGAAAAACCUGAACACCAAGACCUUUCAAAUCCCUGCUACAUUGGAGAACAAGUUUACCAGGAUGAAAGAUUAAACUUAAAUGAUUGUGUGUUGGAUGGUUUUGAUGUUCUUCCUGAAGAUUCCCAGCAGAACAAUGUUCUUCCGCGUUUUGAGUCAAAGGAAGCAGAAGGAAAUGGUGCCGGCCCAAUUGAACCCGCAAUUUCCAGAAACCUUUCUGUUAUACCACCUGUGAUGCUUGAUUGCAGGUUUAAUGAAGUGGAAAUGGUGGACUCCCCUAGUGUGGAGAAUAUUGCAUCGGUAUCUGAAGACAAUGGGCCAGUGGUUGAGAACCACAACCUUGAUACACAGUUCAGGAAUGACAUUCGUCUUCAUGGGCAAGCUUCUUUGGAAUUGCACAACAUGGAUGAAGAUCAAAGAAGAGUUUCACUGACUGCUCACGAUAUUAAGACAACUUCUUUAAAAAGUGGAGAUUCGACGUCCCAACUAAACCUGACAAUGCAGGUUGAGGCUGGUUCUGCAAAAGACACAAUUGAACACAGAUAUUUGGGAUUUAAAGGUUCAGAUUUAUCUGUUGAAAGUAGCUGUCAUGCCUCUCAGUUGCAGCCUGAAUAUGACAUAAUCUCUUGCCACCAAGAUACUUCAAUGGCGCAAAUUAAAUUCAUGAGUGAUGAAAUAAAUGUAAUUGAAGAGGAAACUAACGUGCCAAGUGGUGAAUUUGAUGAUGGAAAACACAAUGUUCAACAAGCUAAGCAGGAUAUCUCUUGCUUUAGGGCAGAAGCUAGAAUACUGAACUGGAUUCCAGGGGAUUAUGGCCUUUCAUUUGAAGGUAGCAAAUCUGUGGAAGAGUGCCACAAAUAUAACACUGGGAACAGUGAAGAUAUCAGUUUGAAAGUAAACUGGUGUGAUGCAAGUGGAUUGCAAAGCCCCCCUGAUCUAUCUAAGCAUGAAAUCUUGGAAGAAGCAAAUAAACAAGUUGAUGAAGGUAAUGAUGUGAUUAAGGAACCCCUACCUGGAUCUCCAGAGGAGUCCUCAGUUGCAAAUUGCAGGUACUCAGUGGGUUUUAAUAAUGCACAUAAACUAUCUGGAUGUCCAGAGCUUCGGCAUCCAAAUAUUGUAGCAGUACAAGUAUCACAGGAAUUUAAGCCCAGAUCAGAUUUGAAUGGAACUUUGCUUGCAAAUAAUGCUUCCUGUAAGGAAUGUGAGGAAACUGAUGAGCUUGUUGUAGAUCGGAAUGAUGCUUGUGGAAGUGAACCCAAGUGUUCAGAUGCUUGUAUGGAAGUAGCACCAGCAAUACCUGAUGGCACACCUGAUUUGGGGGGAAAGGUUGACUACUCACAACUGGAACUUGCAGUGACUAGAAGUUCCAUGGUUGAGCAAUCACCAGAAAAGGUUCACGGUUAUACAAAGUCCAGGGAUACCAAUAGGCUAUGUGAUCAAGCUGCUUCCGUGGAGUCUGACUCAUCUGCAAAGACAACCAAUGAAGAAGAUUCUGUGCAAACUUUGGCAUGUAAUUCCUUGGAAGGGAAACUAAGGUCAUCUCUUAUUUCUGAUCAGACAUCACCAAGUGGAACCAUUCUGCAGGAUAAUGAAGUUAAUGUAUUGAGCAGCAACACUUUGGCAGAGGAUGCUGAAACUAAUAUCUUGAACAUUAAUCAUACUCUUGACGAUGAACAGCAGCAAGGAUUAGAUGAUACCAUGUACCCACCAAAAGAUAAGGAUGCAACAAAAGAGCUUAAGAAGUCUAGGAGCGGAAGGAAGCAAGAUGGCCUUGUUAUAAAACCUCCAUCAGAUGCUGUUCCAUUCUCUGAUGAAUGGUUAGCUGCAAUUGAAGCAGCUGGAGAGGAAAUUUUAACCAAGAAAGGUGGUGCUGUACAGAAUUCACCCCCGAACAAGUCUCCUCCUCAACUAGGUCCAUAUUCACCGGUGAAACGGAAACAAAAUCAAGUAAUUGGACCAUUUGAUUGUACAAAACAUACCAACAACCCCCCCGGUUCUCAAUAACCGAAGAGGGGUUUUGCCUAAUCAUUCGAUGUCACUCACAAUAUGACAGCCUUUUUUCCUUUGUCAACAACCCAAUGUCAUCGUCACUAAUUCUCUACUGACAUUUUCCACAAUACCUUCGUCUAGAACAUAUACUUGAAAAAUCCUUCCUUUCUUUUUCCAUUUCUUUUUAGAUUUUACCACUUUUGUUUUGCCUGCAUUUCCAAAUGAAUAGUGCAGUGCAAACUUUCUCUCAAGAAAUGCACACUGGGUACAAGUUUAAAUUUUUGAGCAA